Mercenaria mercenaria is the source of this 3392-nucleotide messenger RNA. RefSeq names its product ankyrin repeat and BTB/POZ domain-containing protein 1-like. Gene Ontology annotation, cellular component: cytoplasm; ubiquitin ligase complex. The coding region runs from base 97 to 1524 and encodes 475 amino acids. Gene Ontology annotation, molecular function: protein binding. NCBI's taxonomy places the organism in Eukaryota, Metazoa, Mollusca, Bivalvia, Venerida, Veneridae. The record is from RefSeq and is a predicted model, not a curated record. The transcript has 12 exons.
AAUUACGAUAGAAGCGACUCUGUCAAAGAAUAAACAAUAUAGUAAAUCGUUUCUUGGUUGGUCAACUUCGGGGAAUUUGUGCAAAUUGCAAGAGAAAUGGAGCAGCAUGAACUAAUGUUAUGUUGUAGAAGAGGAGAUCUCACUAAAAUUAAGUAUUUGGUUGAACAGAAGGAGGUGAAUGUUAACAUUAGAGAUAAAUGGGACAGUACUCCACUUUAUUAUGCCUGUUUAUGUGGCCAUGAGGAGGUUGUGCAGUACCUUCUAGAAAAUGGGGUACGAUGUGAAGCAAAUACGUUUGACGGAGAGCGCUGUUUGUAUGGGGCUCUCACUGAUACCAUCAAAAGAUUGCUGCUGUCAUAUAAUAUGGUCUCUUCUAAAGUAAUGAGGAGAGAUUUAUAUGAGGAGUUUCUUAGAAGAUUGUCAGAUCCGGGGAUGUAUCAAGACGUAACAUUUGAUGUACAUGGUGAGAAGUUUCCAGUACAUAGGUGCAUUCUCAGUGCAAGGAGCUCAUAUUUUGCGGACUUGUUUCGGACACGAUGGAAGGGCAGGAAAGAAAUAAAGCUUAAACACCAGAUGAUUUUUCCAGGAGCUUUUAAACAGAUUGUUCAGUACUUAUAUUCAGGUCAAAUGGAAAUUCCAGUUGAUGAAAUAGAGCCAUGUAUUACUCUAGCAAAACAGUGUAAAAUGGACAAACUUAUCGAACUUAUUGAGCAGAAAUGCAAGAAGUUGGCAUCAUUUGAAUCAUCAAAGCCAGGUAUUAACAUAACAACAGUGUUAGUAGAGGAGACAGACAAGUGGCAGUUGCAGUUACAUUUUGGUUCUCUCGCUGAUAUUGCUCUACCUGAAGAACUAUGUUCUAUUGCCACUGGGGAGUUGCCGUUUGAACCAGAAUUUGCCUCAGUCUAUGCAGAUAUUCAAAUAGUGGUAGAGGGACAUAAAUUUUACUGCCAUAAGGUGUUUUUCUGUGGUAGAAGUGAUUACUUCAGGGCAUUAGUACAUGACCAUUUUGGUGAAUGUUGGACUUCAGAAGAGCAGCUUCCAGUUCUUGAAUUGCAUAACAUUAGUGUAGAAAUAUUUGUUAAAGUCAUGUAUUAUCUCUAUCAGGAUUACUGUGAGCUGUCGGAAGAUAAUGUGUAUGAUGUAUUAUGUGCAGCAGACAUGUUUUUACUUCCUGGUUUGAAACGUUUCUGUGCUAAUGCGAUGGCUAAAUUCCUCACAGUAAAUGAUGUAGUGACAGUGCUCAGGACGGCGAGACUGUUCAAUCUUCCACGACUUGAGGAUCAAUGUGCGGAGUUUAUUGCAAAGAAUUUAGACCAAGUGUUGCAACUGGAAGAGUUUGCAGAUCUGGUCAAAUCUGAUGCCAGCGAAGUGCAAGACAGAGAGGAGACAGAUUCCAUUGAUAUUAUAGAUAGUAUCAGGUUCCAUAUUACAAGCUUCAUCCAGACGUACACGGAGAUGCAAGAUGCAGAGGAAUCCUUGAAAACUAUUGACGAAUUCCUGGAGACUCUUGGCUUGGAAUGUUAAUUCAGUAUGGCAACUUCAAGUCAUGGAUGAUGUUAUUUCUUGAGUAGAUGUAAAAUUUCCAGUUAAAAGUGUGUAAUGUUGCCCGGCAUUCAAAGUUCAUUGUACAAAGUUGAAAUAUUAUUUAAGGUUGUGGACUGGUAUAAAUAUUCGGCAGUCUCUGCAAUUUUUUGUUUGUUAUAUUUGGCAUUCUCCUACCGUUGGUCUAGCUUAAACAAGCAUGAGGGUUUCUGCAAAAAAUCAAACAGAGAUUGGCGAUUGUUGUUGCAAGUCUGCAAGUAGGUUUUGGUAUGCAAAAAGAAAACCCUUGGCUAAUGAUUGAAUAAAGUAUGCAUGUUGGGCAAGUUUUUGAUUUCUUGUCGAGCUUUAGAUAUUUAGCUGAAUGAACAGAGUGGAAAAGAUUGGUUUAAUGAAAAAAUUUCUCUAUUAUUACAGUUUUCAAGCUAUACAAUUUUUAAAAUCUUUGAAAUGAUGGACACAUUAAGUUUGAGCCACUGAUUUUAUUCCUUAGCACAGGGUUGGGCAUUAAUUUGUUGGUAUUAAUUGAAAGUUGAUACUUUAGCAAUUUGUUAAUUGUUUGAACACCAAUAGUUAUUUGUUGUCGAGCCCGCUUGCGGCGAGCUCGAUAUAGUUGUCACUUUUGGCGGGUCAGUGUGUGUGUGUGCAUCCGUCCGUCCCAUUUUGUCCGAACCAUAACUUUGACAUACAUGGACCAUUCUUGUAUACAGUUGGCAUGAAUGUUUACCUCAACAAGAAGGAGUGUCAUGCACAAACUCCAUAUUCCUAUCUCAAAGGUCAAGGUCACAGUUAGAGGUCAAAGGUCAAAUUGAAGUUUGUCCGGAGCAUUUCUUCUUCAUGCAUGGUGGGAUUUGGAUGUAACUUGAUAUGAAUGUUCAUCAUUAUGAGACAGAGUGUCAUAUGCAAGAACCAGGUCCCUAGAUCUUAGGUCAAGGUCACACGACAGCUGGUGGGCUCGACAAUCUGCCCGUGGGCAUGGUGCAGAAUGAUAUUCAUGAAUAUUUUAAAUCUUCAGGUGGCAUUAUUCACAAAUAUUAGCAAAAAAAAAUUAAACCAUCACAAAUCUUCCCCAAUUUACUGUACCUUAAAGAAAUAAAUUUACAUGCUAUAUCUGAUUGUCCAAGUGUUUAGACAGGGUAUUCUCAGGGUUCAAUUCUGUCUUUUCAACGAUUUUUUUAUAUGUAUAAAUAUUAUUCCAGAUUAUUCAUUUACGCAUAUUUUUUGUAAUAAAAGGAUAAUGUAGGAUAUACGUAAGAAAAUGACCCCAAAGUUUCAGAAAAUUCAAAACUUAAUGACAACAUGUGAAAUAAUUUGCUUUUAUUAUAUUCAUGGUUGCUCUAAUAAAACAUGUCACAUAAAGCAUGAAAGUCAUAGUUAGAGUUACAUAAUUCCAACGACCACAGGUAUAGAUGUUUGCGCCAUUUUUUGUUAAAAUCACCUAAAAUCAGGAUUUCUUGCUCAAAAUUUGUAUGUCACAAAAUAUUUUACAGUUAGUCAGAUGCCUAUCAUAAUUCCUGAAAAGCAAAAGAAUUUUUUAUGAUUGAGGGUUCCUUUUAAAAGAGUUUAGAAGAUGAAAAUUUGAUUUUAUUGUUGAAAGUUUGAUUUUAUUGUUGUUUCUGAACACAAAAUGGCAAGAAAGUGUACCCUUACGUAAACUUAAAAAGAUUACUGUAUAACAAAGAUUUUAAUGCUUUAUAAAAACAACAGUUUUCAUGCAAAUUAUUUAGCAUAUUGUUUUUAACUUAUAAAAUUUCUGAAACUAUAGGGCCAUUUACUUAUGUAAAUCCUGUGUAACAAUUUGCAUAAUGGAGUUAAAUGCAACUGUACUUGAAGAAAAUUUUUAAUUUAAAAAU